Messenger RNA from Cladophialophora psammophila CBS 110553, 645 nucleotides. RefSeq lists its product as uncharacterized. The record is from RefSeq and is a predicted model, not a curated record. Gene Ontology annotation, molecular function: thiosulfate-cyanide sulfurtransferase activity. The coding region runs from base 1 to 645 and encodes 214 amino acids. The transcript has a single exon. Gene Ontology annotation, cellular component: mitochondrion. NCBI's taxonomy places the organism in Eukaryota, Fungi, Ascomycota, Eurotiomycetes, Chaetothyriales, Herpotrichiellaceae.
AUGGCGUCCAAACAAGCUGCUUCGUCCUUACAACAAUGUCUCCGCACAUUCUGGGCUUCUAGGAGAGCUACCUGCUCUUACAGAACUGUCCGUAGAAGCCCGCAACACAGUCGUCUUGCCUCGACACAGUCUCAAUCAUUCUUCUACAGGUCUGGGGCCUGCGCCCUCUGGAUGCCCCGCCUCCGACAACCAACAAGGCACUUUACCACCACUUUAGUCGCUCGCAAAGACGAAAGCUCUUCCCCUUCCUCCUCGUCCACUUCUGCCCCAGAACCGCAGUCAAGGCUCUACACCUUCACAGACAUGCAGUUCGUCGCAUCCAGCCCGGACCCAAACCGCAUCAUCAUCGAUGUCCGCGAACCUUCCGAGUUAAAGUCCACGGGCAAAAUCCCUGGCUCACGCAACCUCCCUAUCAAAUCCGCGGCUGACGGCUUCUUUCUGGGACCCGAGGAGUUCGAAGAGAGAUUCGGGUGGGAGAAACCCUCGCAGGAUGACGAGGUCAUAUUCUAUUGCAAGGCCGGCGUGAGGAGUCAAGCGGCGGCGAGGUUAGCAGGACAAGCCGACUUUGGCGGUAAGAUUGGCGAGUUUCCGGGAAGUUGGUCUGAAUGGGCUGAGAAGGGUGGGGAGGUGGAAAGCGUGGAUUGA